GGUUCCUGAGCUGAAGAAGCAGAGAGCAGCCGUCCUCCUGAGCCACGAUGGCAAAGUUCCUGACCCAGGAUCAGAUUAACGAGUUCAAAGAGUGUUUCUCUCUGUACGACUGCCAGCGGACAGGAAAGGUCAAAGGUCAGGAGCUGAUCACAGUGAUGCGAUGCCUCGGCUCCAGCCCCACCCCCCCCGAGGUCCAGCGACACCUGCUGAGCCACAACAUAGGUCGGGGGGGGGAGCUGGACUUCUCCACCUUCCUGAGCAUCAUGCACCGGCAGCUCCAGCAGGAGGCGCCGGAGCAGGAGAUCCUGGAGGCCCUGAAGAUGGCCGACAAGGAGCACAAAGGCUUCGUCCUCGCCACGGAGCUGCGAGCGAAACUCACCGGGGUCGGAGAGAAACUGACCCACAGAGAAGUGGACGAGCUGCUGAAGGAGGCGGGUGUUGGGCCAGAUGGGCGUGUCCAUUGUGAAGACUUUGCUAAAGCGGUGACGCGCUCGUCUGCAAAACGCUGACGUCGACGCCCACGUCAUCGCUGCUGUGACGACCUUCUCCUCUCAGAGGUCACCUGUCAUCAGACGUUC
Messenger RNA from Limanda limanda (common dab), 578 nucleotides. RefSeq names its product calmodulin-like 4b (gene calml4b). The record is from RefSeq and is a predicted model, not a curated record. NCBI's taxonomy places the organism in Eukaryota, Metazoa, Chordata, Actinopteri, Pleuronectiformes, Pleuronectidae. The transcript is spliced from 5 exons. Gene Ontology annotation, cellular component: myosin II complex. Gene Ontology annotation, molecular function: calcium ion binding. The coding region runs from base 48 to 509 and encodes 153 amino acids.